Molecule: messenger RNA, 3462 nt
Organism: Penicillium argentinense
Lineage: Eukaryota; Fungi; Ascomycota; Eurotiomycetes; Eurotiales; Aspergillaceae
Product: DUF1765 domain-containing protein
Exons: 3
Coding region: 1-3462 (1153 amino acids)
Source: RefSeq, a predicted model, not a curated record
AUGUCGUCGCCCUCCCCCGAGACGACCACGACUGAGACCGCUACUGCCACUGCCUCCUACAUCGACGAUGACGGGUCCUUGCUCUCGCGUGCCGCCAGCUAUACCGAUCUUCCGAGCCAGCCGGCCUCCGAGCCCAGCCAGACGACAUUGAGGCGAACCUUCUCCGAUUAUGCCGUGCCCGCCCUGGCCGAGUCGCCAACCAAAGAGAACGUGGCAGCUGGGAAAGACAUUCUGCGCCGCACAUCCCUACGCUCGAAGGACAAACCCCCCGUCUCCGUCUCACAUUUCACACUAUCUUCAUCGGAGGACCUGAAGGAUGCCGACUCCCAAGAGAAUGCAGCGAAGCUACCAGAGACCCGAGCUCCCGAGCCCGCAGCUCGCCCAUCCAAGAGUCGCUCCAUGUCCGGGCGUAUCGUAAGCCUAGCGCGCAAGCCAUGGGGGUCUUCCUCGCGGUCACCCUCUCCCUCCGCCAAAAGAACCAAGCAGCGAGCAGAAGAGCAGUCUCCGACGAGGUCCGGGAGUCGGAAAGGGGACGCGACCGAUUCGGACUCAGGACAGCCCUCGCGCAAGCGGACAAUACUGUAUAAACGGCCACGGCGGCCAAUGGUGGCCGUGGUGGCCAAGGGAGACAGCGAGGACACGCCCAGCUCGCCAAGUAGCCCGUCGGGGAACUCCUUACGGCACCGCUCAUCGUUUGAGAAGUUCACAGCGUCUCUCUCUGUGUCUACUCCGGUCCUGCCGCCGAUGCCAAAGGGGGCUACGGCCACGGUUGCAUCAUUUGCAAACCAUGCAGCCGAUCAUUCGCGCAAGAAGGAUGAGCUCUGGGGGGUUUUUCGCGGCCUCGAGGCAGAUUAUCAGAAGUUCCAAUCAAAGUCGAGCUCUUUGAAGGCUAAUGUGAUUCGCACUUCACUUCUCCCGUUCUUGAGCCGACACCACCUCCAUGCGUCCUGUAGGAAUCUGCGACCCGAAGAUCUGGACCGCCGAGUUAAUAUUCUCAACAAAUGGUGGGUUGGGAUGCUGGAAAUGCUCAAUGGCAAGAACAAUCAAUCGAUCUCCGGAACCGACAGACCCGUCUUUCUCGAGGCAGUGGUAGGCAUCAUGACUCGACCCGAAUGGCGCAUCCCGUUUCCCACAGCGCAGCAGAACGGUGGACCCGCAGACUCGUUGAAAUAUGCAUCAACUUCGGUUUCGGAAACUUCAGAAGGAUCUGGGUCCUCAGGAUCGGAUUUCUUAAUUGAAUCGAUCCAUCACAACAUCCGCAACAUCUUCGUCCAGAACCUGCUGUCGCAAAUGUCAUUCGUGGCCGAACGCAUGUCCAUGAGACACGCUCCGGCUAGCUUGGUGGCAUUUUGUGGCAAGGUUUGUGCAUAUGCCUUCUUCUUUUGCCCAGGGGUCGCAGAUAUCUUGGUGCGCCUCUGGAACACUUCCCCGAACGUCUUCCGCCGCAUUUUCGCAGACUCGGCCGAGUCACGAACAGGGAAUCUGCGGACUUAUACCCAAGAGCUUGCUCUCAGCUUUCCAAUGGCUCUUCGCCCUUUAGCCUUCCAUUCACACGCACCCUUAUUGCGAUAUCUACGCCGAAAGCCCGAGGCUCCUUUGAACACCCACAACGUUCCUUGGCAUGGUCCAUGGAUUGCGCGCUGGUGCGGUCGGGACACGGAUCUCUUUUUCGUUUUCAUCAAGUACAUCCACAUCUUGUAUGCGGAGUACUUUCCUCCAGAAACCGAGAAAGUCAAGCGGGUUUUGGCACCUGGGUUGCUCCUUGUGCAGGCGCAGCUGCUUGUUGUGAUCGAGGACACAAUCUACAAACAGUCACUUCACCACCCCGAGAGUAACCAGGCAGCUGCAGCCAUUACAUUCGACGACUUUAUCGAGUCACCGGAUGCAUCGGCCUCGUCCCAUACCUUGGGAGGGGGAAGGAAUGGCCAUCGGUCGAUGGCUGAGAACCGCCUUAUCAUUCUUCUUCGAGAUUUCUUGUCCGAGUCCUCGGCGGAGCCAAAUCGUGCUCGAUUACUCUAUGCGGAGACUUUCUGCGGGCUACUAAAAAUCGCCGCUCAGAGGAUCUCCCUUUUUGAUCACAAUGCAUGCUUUUUGCUUUGUGACUUCGUUGAGGAGGUCAUUCCGAUCAUUACGCGAUAUGCUCAAUCAAUCGAGAGAGAAUUAUUGGACUGGAGAUUCUGGCAAGAGGUGUGUCGGCAGAUGAUACAGAGCCACAACUCGCUUACCGAGGUUCGAGUUUUCUCUUUCAUCUACUGCAUCUGGGGAACUUGGACUACCACGGACGAGAGAAAGGCUGGCCUUUGUCUGGACUUCCUCCUUCAUGAACCUGUAUUUUUCCAAUACUUCAGUCAUUGGAGUCCGAUGGUGCGCGCCUACUUCCACCGUCUCCUCUGCUGGAGAAUGGGUCGAUUCAACGGGAAUCCUACGUCACUUGACUCCACCAUCUAUGAGACGCUCUCUGAUCGAUUGCUGCGGGUGUGGGAAUACUAUGUUGGAUAUCAGUGCAAAGCAGAAGAAGGGUUCCUUGCGCCAUUAUCUUCUGCACCUUGCACUCCGGCCCCGGGACGAAGAAUCAUCAUUAUCCGAUGUGACAAUCAGCUGUCUCCAGUGAAUCUUUUCGUUUCGUUCGACCGAGUUGUUCCUCCAACCCCACCCGACAAGGUGACAGCACAUCGGAGAUCCAGCUCAUCGGACUCCACCGGCUCAGAUGGCACACCUUCCAAGAAAAGAUGGACGCUUUUCCGGAACAUGUUCAGCACCUCGUCAAGCAGCCGAUCUCUUGAAACCACGGGCGGCAACGGCAGUUCGGAUGAGUCUGACGGCGGUGGCCCCGAGCCGACAACUCUGAUGACCGAAAGCAGGUGCAUGGAUGAACAUGAGCCUACUCCUAACAAUAGUACGGAUGAGCUUAUCCGACCCAAGACCCCACACCAACCAUAUUUCUUUAAAUUUUCGCUCGAGUGGAUGGACCGGCCGCAGUGGCCCACCAAAAACAAACGCUUGUUUGCACCUUGCCUACCUGUGGCAUCUCAACUGCAUAUCCAACACUGUCGCGAGCCCUUUAAGUCUUCUGACUGUGACGCGGAUUCGGAGCGUACCUCCACUCAGGAAAAUACCAGUGAUAGCGAUGCUCCGGAAGCGAUCCUGGACUCCGACGAACGGACGACAGAAACCGAUAUUGCCCUUGAACCUACAUCUGCGUCUUCGCCUUCACCCGAGAAACCAUCCUCUGAGAACCAGGCUAGGGUACCAACCACUAAGAAUUCUCCACUUCCAGAACUCCCUUCUCAACCCGCCUACAACCACCUUGUUCCCAGCAAAUAUGCCGGUCGAGCUCUGGCAGAGUGGGCACACAUUGUCUCCGAAUGCGACAGCUUCUUCGCGCGAAGGCGUGACGAGGGCGUUCCUUCUGAUCGUAUGGUCGAGACCCCAACACUGGGUGUCGAAAGCUUUCGGAAAUGA